Molecule: messenger RNA, 4226 nt
Organism: Talpa occidentalis (Iberian mole)
Lineage: Eukaryota; Metazoa; Chordata; Mammalia; Eulipotyphla; Talpidae
Gene: SLC1A4
Product: solute carrier family 1 member 4
Exons: 9
Coding region: 64-1662 (532 amino acids)
Biological process (GO): L-serine transport; L-glutamate transmembrane transport
Cellular component (GO): plasma membrane
Molecular function (GO): symporter activity; L-serine transmembrane transporter activity; L-threonine transmembrane transporter activity
Source: RefSeq, a predicted model, not a curated record
CCGAGCGGCCCCGGCAGAGCCCAAGUCCCCAGCCUCCUUCCAGCGAUUAGCCGAGUCAGCGCCAUGGAGAAGAGCGGCGAGACCAACGGCUACCUAGACAGCGUCCAGGCGGGGCCCGCGGCUGGGCCUGGCGCUCCGGGGACCGCGGCGGGGCGCGCGCGCCGCUGCACCAGCUUCCUGCGGCGCAACGCGCUGGUGCUGCUCACCGUGUCCGGAGUGAUAGCGGGCGCGGGGCUGGGCGCCGCGCUGCGCGGGUUCGGCCUGAGUCGCACGCAGGUCACCUACCUGGCCUUUCCCGGCGAGAUGCUGCUUCGCAUGCUGCGCAUGAUCAUCCUGCCGCUGGUGGUCUGCAGCCUGGUGUCCGGCGCCGCCUCCCUCGACGCCAGUUCUCUGGGGCGCCUGGGAGGCAUCGCGGUCGCCUACUUCGGCCUCACCACGCUGGGCGCCUCGGCCCUCGCGGUUGCGUUGGCGUUCAUCAUCAAGCCCGGGUCUGGCGCGCAGAGUCUUCAGUCCAGCGACCUGGGGCUGGACCAGUCGGGGCCUCCUCCGGUGCCCAAAGAGACAGUCGACUCUUUCCUCGACCUGAUCAGAAACCUGUUUCCCUCCAAUCUGGUAGUCGCAGCUUUCCGCACGUACGCAACGGAUUAUAAAGAGGAAACCUACAACACGAGCUCUGGAAACAUAACCCACGAAAAGAUCCCUUUUGGAACUGAGAUUGAAGGAAUGAACAUUUUAGGAUUGGUUCUUUUUGCCUUGGUGUUGGGAGUGGCCCUAAAGAAACUGGGCUCUGAAGGAGAAGAGCUCAUCCGCUUCUUCAAUGGCCUCAAUGAGGCGACGAUGGUGCUAGUGUCCUGGAUUAUGUGGUACGUGCCUGUGGGCAUCAUGUUCCUCGUUGGAAGCAAGAUUGUGGAAAUGAAGGACAUCAUCGUGCUGGUGACCAGCCUGGGGAAAUAUAUCUUCGCAUCUAUAUUGGGCCAUUUCAUUCAUGGAGGAAUUGUGCUGCCUCUUAUUUAUUUUGUGUUCACACGAAAAAACCCAUUCAGGUUCCUCCUGGGUCUUCUCACACCGUUUGCAACAGCGUUUGCCACCUGUUCCAGCUCAGCAACUCUUCCCUCGAUGAUGAAGUGCAUUGAAGAAAACAAUGGUGUAGACAAGAGGAUCAGCAGGUUCAUUCUUCCCAUUGGGGCCACCGUGAACAUGGAUGGAGCGGCCAUUUUCCAGUGUGUGGCCGCAGUGUUCAUCGCUCAGCUCAACAACGUGGAGCUGAACGCAGGGCAGAUCUUCACAAUUCUAGUGACAGCCACAGCAUCCAGUGUUGGAGCAGCCGGAGUGCCCUCUGGAGGGGUCCUCACCAUCGCCAUUAUCCUGGAGGCCAUUGGGCUGCCCACACAUGACCUUUCUCUGAUCUUGGCCGUGGACUGGAUUGUGGACCGAACCACCACGGUGGUGAAUGUGGAAGGGGAUGCCCUGGGGGCCGGCAUUCUCCACCACCUGAAUCAGAAGGCAAUGAAGAAAGGGGAGCAGGAGCUGAGCGAGGUGAAGGUGGAGGCUGUCCCCAACUGCAAGUCAGAGGAGGAGACAUCCCCCUUGGUGACACACCCGAACCCCGCCGGGCCUGCAGCCAGUGUCCCAGAACUGGAAUCCAAGGAGUCGGUUCUGUGAAGGGCCUGGGCUUCAGGCUUGCCUGCUAGGAGCACCUACCUUGUGAGACCAGGCACAGCCUUACCGACUUAAGCCUCCUGAGCAAUGCUUUGGCCCAGUUACUGCCUUGAGAACUCCUUCUCGGCACCGGCAUUGGGCUUCCCGGCAGGAACUGGUUACUGAGAACAAGGACACUCUGACAUUUGGCUUGACCCAUGCCAGGUGCAACUGCGUGUGCACCAGGGCUGUUUGGGAACCUACUGCCAAGGCUUGGGAAAUAACAGGCUCACAGGACCUGGUGGUUAAAGCUUGGAAAAAUGCAGGUGUAUUCUUCAUUGCACCGGGUCAGCUCUGCAUUGGGUGCUUUCCCGGCAAACCUGGGGUUUGCAGUUAUCUGUCACAUUGUUUCACGAGCCAAAGUAAUUGGAAGAAUUCCAAAAUUCUUAGCCUUAGCUGGAAUUCGCUGAGGCAGAACUCGAGAUAUUUAGAGUUUAUGCUUCAAGUAGGCUGGCUGCUGGUUCAUCGACCUGGCACUGCACAUUGUCAAGUUAGAUGUACUCCAGAUGGUGUCAGCAAUGCCGGGUUCUUGGUCAGUGGCACUCAGUAAACAUUUAAAUUCUGAGGUCAAAGAUAGGAGGGAUAAGUGCAGCCUGCUCGGGGAGGGAAGCACCCUAGUAGGGACAUGACACACAAAAUUAGUCCCCUUCUAGUCCCCAUCCUGGGGAAGCUUUCUGCUCCGGUGACCGAGGCCUCUGGCAACACUGCAACUUGAUCCCCAUCCAUGCUGACUUGGCAAUAGGCCAGAGUGGGGCUGCCUUCUCCAGGGAGGGGGAUAUGGUGGUCAUCACAGUCAGGGCCCUUGUUGAUUGAUCAAGAUAUCGCUUUAACUAGACCCUCCCUUUAAGAAAAGGUGGCAAAACUAAACACAAUUUAAAAACCACAAGCCACUCGUGGGGCACCUGGGUCCCCAGACCUUUGGCUAUUUCCGUGGACCUGUUUUCCUUUCCUGCAGUAAUCAGAGUUUAAAAUGAUAAGCCAGAUGGCCACCUUCCUCCAGAUACCUGCUGGCGCGCUUGGAAUCUGUAACAGCGCGCUUUAUAGAGAAGACGGCUGUGGCACUGACAGGGACGACCGAGGAGGCUCAUGGCCGCAGUUUCCCCUGUGGCCUUUGGCGUGUGUCUGUGGUGACCUGCAGGCAGCAAGUCCUGAGGCCUCACUUUACCCCAUUUGUAAAUUGGGACUGAUGUCACCUGCCUCUUACCUACCUCAGAGGGAUUUGGUGAGGCGGACUGAGUGAAUCUGAGAAAACCACCUUUUCAUUUCUUGGAUAUGAAGUGCUGACACCGCUAUGUUCUUAUAUUUUUUACCGAAGUGAUUCCUUGUCAUAGAGGCCUCGUUCCCCUGGUGGAGACAGCUUUUGUGAGCAGGGCUUUGUUCUCCGUGAGCUCUAGCGACUCCCAUCGUGCCACUUGUUCUCUUUGUAGUCUUUCCACAGCAUCCGUGCGGCCUCUUCCUGAUGUCCUUCAGGUUUUCAUGAAUUAACUACCCCACCUUCCACAGCGUUUCCGGAUAUCUGACUUUCCUGUGGUUCCCUGGCAUUUUCUACUGCCCCGCCGCUGGCCACUAAAGCCUCCUAAGCUUUGAGACUCACUCAUGCAUUUUUCCCCUGUCUCCAUGAGGUUGCUGCCACCCAGACCCUGCAGAAGGGGACCACCCCAUUGUAGUGUGUGUCCCACUGAACGAGAAUGGCAGGCAGGACAGAGCAGGUCAAGCCCCUCCGUGUGCCCGAGCAGAAUGUGUGGGAAGAGCUACUGGGUCAGGGGGAGGUUGGGCUCCCUGCAGCCCUUUCUAACCCAGCUCAGCCACUUCCAUCUCCCACAAAGCCAGGAGUGACAGGGACUGGAGCUGAGGGUCCUGGAGGGUCUCUCCUGGCAAGAGCACAUGGCUCAUGCCCUUCAUUUUCAAAGAGGAAACAAUCAUUGUCUGACUCCAAACUGCAAAUGACCAUUCACUACUUUUUAGAAUUCAGUAUAUCUUUCUUUCCACAUAUAUAUGGUAUAUAUGAAUGCUUAUAUAUGUAUAUAUUUAUGUACAUUAUUUUUAGCUCCAGUUCAAGCAGUUUGAGUUUGAGCAGAGGUGAACUAAGCCUCUGCUUAGUUGUGUGGCUUUGGCAUCCUGAUUUUCCUGUGUAUAAGGAUGAAUUUCACAAAAUGUGGAACUUAGUUGAGGGCUGGACAGUAGGACCCAGGGACUAUGCAUUGCCUAUCUUGGAACUGGAAAUACAGUAAGGAGGGUGCUGUGAUCUGGAGAAGGGAGCUUCUCACCCAAGUCCCCACAAUGGAUGACCCCCUAACCCGGUCGGUGAGCGGGGGAAGAGGUGCCGGCUUUCUCCCUGUUGUCCAGUCCAUGGGGAGUGAGACCAGGAGGGAUGUGGCUGGGAAAACCCCACUUCCUCAUUUCUGAAGACGUCCGCGCCCCCGCCAUUCUCUUCUGAGUGUUGUCAUAAAUACUGUUCAUCUCUCACUGUUUUGAAUGUGUGAUACUUGCCUUAAAACAGCUGUCCUAAAAAACAAAUACAGUAUUUC